Messenger RNA from Alosa alosa (allis shad), 2123 nucleotides. Its product is annotated as MAM domain-containing protein 2-like. The transcript is spliced from 14 exons. The record is from RefSeq and is a predicted model, not a curated record. Bases 24 to 2048 code for a protein of 674 amino acids. Gene Ontology annotation, biological process: nervous system development. Gene Ontology annotation, cellular component: membrane. NCBI's taxonomy places the organism in Eukaryota, Metazoa, Chordata, Actinopteri, Clupeiformes, Clupeidae.
CAGACGUCUACACAAGAGCCGCAAUGCUGACACUCUUCAUCCUCAGCCUGGUUGUGUUGCCAGCUAAGGCCUUGCCUGGCUCCUGUAGUUUUGACAGAAACCUCUGUGGGUUCCAAACAGACUCCACUCAUUCCAGCUGGAUACUCAAUCUGAAAGGGGGGUAUGUGCAUCUGGAGGCUGUGGGUCCCACUGGUUCCACGGGUUCUGUGGGCAUGAGCGGGGUUCUGCUAAGUGAGGAGCUGGAGGACCCAGAGGAGUGGCGCUGUCUCAGACUGCAGUACCGCAUCAGUUCCUCUGGCUCCCUCCAGGUGGCGCUGCGCUCAGAGGCAGAGAGCUUCGACCGGCCGCUCUGGACCUCCCAUCAGCCCACGCACACCUGGGGCAGCAUCAGCAUAGACAUCCACAACUCAACACAGCCAUACAGGGUGGUCCUGGAGGGACACUCAGGUGGAGAAGCUGGUGGUGCUGUGUCAAUAUCCGACACACACAUCACAUAUGGAUACUGCAUAGAGUGUGAUUUUGAGGAAAACCAUCUGUGUGGAUAUAAAAACCAAGGGAACAGCAAAGUAAAAUGGUCUGUUGGAGGCGGAUCUUUGGAGGCCACACCCACGCAGCCAAACACCAGAGGUCGGUACAUGUAUGUGGACACAGCAGAUGCGCAGGCGUUCCAGGAAGUGACCCAGCUGGCAUCGCCCCUGACGACAGAGCCACUGUCCGGUUGCCUGAGCUUCCUGUUCCAGCAACAGCAGGCUGAGGCCCACAGACUCGCCCUCUACCAGCGCGACGCCGCCGGACACUACCGGCCGCUCUGGAAGGCCCCCGCGCCCCACGGAUAUGUGGGGGUGUGGUUACCUGUGCAAGUGGAGCUCAAGGCCCCCUACCCCGUCCAGCUGGUGUUCGAGGCAUCUAAUAGUCCUGCAGGGGGCCAGGUGAUGUUAGAUGACAUCGCCUUCUCACCAGAGUUCUGCAACGCAGGGACAAAGCCCAUGUUUGACCCGUCUGUGGCCAACUGUGAUUUUGAGUUUGGCUUCUGCAAAUACUCACAGGGGAAAAGGGGCGCCCCCAUGUGGAAGAGGGUCUCAUUACAACCAAACAUUUACCAAGCAGGAGACCACACCACUGGCUCAGGGGCAUUCCUGCUGACAGCACGUUUUGCUGACCGUUCGUCCUCCGUCAGCCAUCUGCUGGGUCCGGUUCUGCCGGCAGGUCUGCGGUUCUGCCUGCGGUUCUUCACGUCCUUGCGGGGCUUUGGCUCAGGAGUGUCCCUGCUGGCCGUCUACCUGCAGCACACACACACCGGAGCCCUGCAGAGAGUGUGGCAUCAGACAGAGACCAGUAGAGAUGUGUGGACUGCCAACGAGAUCAUGCUAGACACACAGCACAGUGCACAAGUGGUGAUUGUUAGUGCCUGUAAGAGUCUCUGGAGCUGCACAUCAGUUGCCCUUGAUGACAUCAGUCUCAGUCUGGGGGAUUGUGCUCCACCCUCAGGCCCUACUGGCCCCCUCCUCUGUGACUUUGAGGCGGGGCUAUGUGGCUACUCCCAGGACCCAGAGGACUCUGCUAAUUGGCUAAGGACACGAGGGCCCACCCCCACAGUCUUCACCGGGCCCCCAGGAGACCACACCUCCGGUAGAGGGCACUACCUUUACAUCGAGGCAUCUGUGAUGUUGACGGAGCAGAGGGCGCGGCUGCUGUCUGGGACACUGCGGGGGUCAAGAGGUCAGCAGUGUCUGCGCUUCUUCUACAGCAUGUUUGGCUCAGGCUGCGGUGACCUCAGUGUGCUGCUGCGGAGGCCGCUGAACGGCAGGGACGUGUUGCUAUGGAAACGCUCCGGCGAGCAGGGUAUCUCAUGGCUGAGGGCCACGCUCAACUACCAGUGUGACGAACAACAUCAGAUUGUCUUUGAGGCGUCCAGAGGCUCCUCUGUGCGCAGCGAUAUUGCUAUUGAUGACAUCACAUUUGAGAGUGGGCCGUGCCCAGAUACAGAAGACUACAUCAAGCUAUCUAGUUUCCCAAGCGGUGCAAAUGCAGGAAACAUCUUUCAUUAACAAGCUUUUUUAAAAGAAUAUAUCCAUUUUAUCUCUGCAAUUCCAAGAUAUAUCAAUUAGUUAUUAAAUGAAAUG